AUGAAUUCUGAUAUGGAAUACAUCUACGAGCGCUAUGUUGAGUCGUCUGACUCGUCCAAUGGGGAGGACUACACGGAUGAGAUGGCGAUGAUGCAUGCGAUGCUUGCAGACGCGGAGCAUGCGGAAGAGCAUGUUCUCAAUUUCAAGGGAUCGAUCAAGGGUCAUCGAGUGCUCGGCCGGAACCGGGCGCGCAGCCAUUUGACGCUGAUGGACGACUAUUUCACCCUUGAUGUCCUCUUCGUUGACAAUUUUCCUUGGCGAUUUCAGAUGCACAAAAAUGUAUUCGAUUGUCUGUACCACAUCGUUCGGUCCUUUGAUGACUACUUCAUCUUGAAGAAGGAUGUCGUGGGAAGGAUUGGGUUCUCUGGUUAUCAAAAGUGCAUGGCCGCACUACAGAUGCUUGCAUAUGGCACAACCGUUGAUUCGUGGGACGAGUACCUAUGGAUGUCCGAGAGCACAUGCGGAGAUGCCCUGGUCAGGUUUGCAACUAUCGUAGUCGAGGUGUUUGGACCUCACUACCUGAGAGAACAAACUGUGACAGACAUCGAAAGCCUAUUGGGAAUCUCGGAAGCAAGAAGGUGGUCAAGUUUGAUUGUAUUACUUGACUGCAUGAAUUGGAAAUGGAAAACCGCCCAAAAGCUUUUCAAGGGCAAUAUAAGGGUCAUGUUAAGAAACCCAUGCACAAUCAUUCUUGAAGCAGUUGCAUCACAGGAUCUUUGGAUUUCACAUGCUUUCUUUGGCAUAUGUGCGUCUCACAAUGACAUCAAUGUGCUACAACGAUCACCAUUGUUUGCUAGGCUGAUGAAAGAAAAGCUCCUCCUUGCCACUUUACUGUCAAUGGGUAUGAGUACAACAUUGACAACUAUCUAG
This is a messenger RNA of Aegilops tauschii subsp. strangulata, 870 nucleotides long. RefSeq lists its product as uncharacterized. Lineage: Eukaryota; Viridiplantae; Streptophyta; Magnoliopsida; Poales; Poaceae. The record is from RefSeq and is a predicted model, not a curated record.